Messenger RNA from Sinocyclocheilus anshuiensis, 793 nucleotides. RefSeq names its product dynactin subunit 6-like. Gene Ontology annotation, biological process: mitotic spindle organization. Lineage: Eukaryota; Metazoa; Chordata; Actinopteri; Cypriniformes; Cyprinidae. Gene Ontology annotation, molecular function: dynein complex binding. The record is from RefSeq and is a predicted model, not a curated record. Gene Ontology annotation, cellular component: dynactin complex. The transcript is spliced from 7 exons. The coding region runs from base 3 to 704 and encodes 233 amino acids.
AAAUGCCAAAGAAGAAGAAGAAGAAGACUCUGAACAGACAACAUCGAUCGCUCGCACGCGUCAUCGCUGCCAGGCGGCUCAGUCGAGCGGUGACGUCAUCGAGCGAGCGCGUAAAGAUGGCGGAUCCGAAGGUAAAACAAACCGGACAGAAAAGUGUGAAGAUCGCAGCCGGAGCAGUCGUGUGUGUGGAGAGCGACAUCCGAGGAGACGUGACCAUCGGAGCGAGGACCGUGGUUCACCCGAAGGCACGGAUCAUCGCAGAGGCCGGACCCAUCGUGAUCGGAGAGGGAAACCUGAUCGAGGAGCAGGCCCUGAUCAUCAACAGUUUUCCUGAGAACAUCCUUCCAGACGCCGAGGACAUCGAGCCCAAGACCAUGAGCAUCGGCUUCAACAACGUCUUUGAGGUCGGCUGCGUGUCUCAGGCCUUAAAAAUCGGGGACAACAACGUCAUCGAGUCUAAAGCUGAAGUGGGCCGGAGUGUGAUCCUCAGCAGCGGGUGUAUCGUGGGAGCGUGUUGUGCGGUGAACACCUGUGAAGUGAUUCCAGAAAACACCGUGAUCUACGGCUCUGAGUGUUUGAGACGCGUGCAGACCGAGAGACCGCAGCCUCAAACGCUGCAGCUGGACUUCCUGAUGAAGAUCCUGCCCAAUUACCAUCAUCUGAAGAAGACCGUGAAAGCAAGCUCCACUCCGGCGAGAAGCUGAGCGUCUCAGAUAUCAGCGCUGUUUCUGUGUUAGAGUGUCGUAGCUUGUGUUGUAAGUUAUUGAGGACACAUUAAAUACACCUCCACGUC